Molecule: messenger RNA, 2015 nt
Organism: Megalopta genalis
Lineage: Eukaryota; Metazoa; Arthropoda; Insecta; Hymenoptera; Halictidae
Source: RefSeq, a predicted model, not a curated record
AACUUGAAAAAUUCCCUAAACCCGGAGUAACUUCAAGUUACACGAUCCAAGUGCUGUUCUCAUAUAUGGCAGGCAACUUUUUAAUAAAAUUGUGUAUGUUGUCAUACAUUGCAAUCUAAUGGAACCGAUGUAAAGUCGAUGCACGUCAAAAUGCAUGAGCGUUUAUUGUUUACCGAGGCCUACGGUAGAGAGAAGGAAAAGUUCUUCGUCAAGUCCAAAGGGUCCUAUAGAUGAGCAAUCGAUAACUGAACUGCUGUCAGAUACAACUAGAACAAAAUCUAUUUAUGCUAGUACCGUAUCAAUUAUCAAGGAGGUAGUUUUACCCCAAGGGUAUCCUGACAGCGUCCAUUCGGAUUAUACACAAUACCAAAUAUGGGACACUGUACAGGCAUUCGCAAGUACUAUACUGAGUAUUAUGACAACACAUUCUAUUAUGCAAGGUGUAGGUGUAGGUGAACCUGAAGCAACACCGUUGGCCGCAGCGAUCACGUGGGUAUUAAAAGAUGGGGCUGGAAUGAUCGGUCGUAUCGCAUUCGCAUGGCGGAAUGGGGCAGAUUUUGACAGACAGUGUAAAAAAUGGAGGCUUUUUGCAGACGUUCUUAAUGAUUUAGCAAUGGGAAUAGAAUUACUCUUACCUUAUUACUCUUCCUAUUCUCUUGCAAUAUUGUGUGUUUCGAUGGUAAUGAAAUCAAUUGUUGGUGUUGCUGGUGGGGCAACAAGGGCAGCUAUCACACAGCAUCAGGCAUUAAAAAAUAAUUCUGCAGAUGUCUCAGCCAAGGAUGGUAGUCAAGAGACAUGUGUAAAUUUAAUAGCAUCAUGUGUUGGAAUCUUAAUGCUCUCUACUGUUCAUAUUGGCAGAUACAUAAUGGAACUCUAUCUCUUUCUGGUGGCAGUACAUCAAUACGCCAAUUACGUGGCUGUGAAAUCUCUACGUUUAAAUUCUUUAAAUGAAGAUCGAUAUGCGUUAAUAAUCAAAAGUUACGUAACCAACGAAGUCAUUCCUGAACCUGAAGAAGUUAAUAGAAAUGAAUCAGUAUUAUUAUUCUCAAAACCUACAAUGAACAUGUGUGGGUUUAACAUAAAAAUGGGCGUGUCUCUUGCCACUCUUAUAAAGAAAAAUAUUAUUUCUACAAGUGAUAUUGACCUAUCAUUAAAACUCUUUUUAGAUAGGAAAUAUUUGAUUGCCAUUGACAUAGAGAAUAGGACUAUUUUUAUAUGUUUUAAAAAGGAUGCGUCAGCUUCGGAUGUUUUGGAAGCGUAUUUACACGCUUGCUUUUGUGGUUUCUUCAUUUGUAUGUCUCUCAAAGUGCCACUCGAUCUCUUCUUAAAACCAGAAGUAAGUGAUAUAUCGUAUCCUCUAUUGCGCCUUUACGUGCUUAGUAAGAAAUACUCCAUUGCAAACAAUAGCGCGCAGUCAUCAAAAGCAAUAGAAAGCAUUUACGUUACUAAUUUGUUGAUUUCUGGCGAAUACAAAGCAUUUAUUAGCGGCCUUGAGAGUAAAGGGUGGGUUACGGAAACUAAUUUGUUACCCGUAGCGUCAUGGAGAUUUUUAUAAAGAAAUGGUAAAAGAAAGGCGAAGCAUGAUCAUUAAACAUAUUAAAUAUUGUUGCUCCUUUCUCGACAUUAUUUGCAUAUCUUGUAACUAUCUGUUGGCGAUGAGAUAAAAUUAUCUAUAAAUAUUUUCUUACAAAUUUUUAUCACAGGUGAUUAUAGUAUAGUAAAACUGAUACGGAAACCAGUUUAUUUCCAAUAAUUUAUAAAAAUAUAACACGCCUUUAACCUGUACAAAAUUUCUUGGUUGAAGAAGUUGAACUAAGACUCUUGCUCUUGUUUAGGACCAGUUUGUGAUAAAUGUUUCACUAUGUCCACCCAAUCCCAUCCUCGAGGUCUUUCUCCUUUUCCAUCGGCUUUGUUCCACUGUCUACGUUUCUGGGCUUUACUCAGGUGUUCUUUCUUCGGUUUCUUUGUUGUCUCUUCAGCCUACACGCAAUAAAUUUGUUCUUCGUGCAUCUUAA